AUGCUCCGUGUAACGGGCCGCCCCGAGCACGCACAUCAGCAACGGCCCUGGGGCUACGGAGAUACCUUUGACGAAUCCGCUCUUCCGCCCACGAUCAAGGCCACCGUGGACCGCAUCCGCGCUCUCCCUGGCCUGCGUCUGGGCCGCCUGCGCGACGUGACACUCAACUGGCGCCACUCGUCCUUCCUCCGUCUGGAUCCCCACCUGGACCCGGACUAUGACGGAGAGAACAUCUUUAUCCUGUCCGUCGAUGCGCCGGCGGUGCUCACCCUCAGUCCCUACAACUGGUACCGACUUACUCGCUGGAUAUCCUGGCUGUCGUUCGAGGACGAGCGGGAGCAGGUACGGCGUGAUGCCGAGAAGUCGUGGACAUCGUACGACAUUGACGUGCUGGUUACGCCGGGGGCGCUGCUGCACCUCAGUGGUGAUGCCCGGUGGAAAUGGGCCCACGGGACACGGCUGGGAGUGGAGCUGCCGGUGGCGGGGGGUUUGCGGCGCCGGCAGGGAGGUGGAGGGGGAAAAGUAGGAGCAGAAGAGGGAGGAGGCGGAGCAGGGACAGAGAGAGGGGGGAAUUCAGGGGGCUUGUUGCAUUGGUUUGGUCGGCCGGAUGAGCUGUUCGGGCCGACCCUGGAGCGGCACAGCGUGGUGUUCGCGUUUGCCGAGCCGGACGCGCAGCCUCGGCCGGCUCCUUCGCCAGCACCCUCGCCCCUCGAAAGCCCCUCCGUCCGCCAGUCCCUGUCCUGUCCCAUCUGCUGCGACCUGCUGCUGCUGCCGGUGGUGACACCCUGCGGACACGCCUACUGCCAAGACUGCUUCGAGACCUAUCGACACCACGCCAGUGAGGCCAGUGAUGCCCGGCCCUCCGCCGGCCGCCUGCACUGUCCCAUGUGUCGAGGGCGGCUGCCUCGCUCCCUCACCCGUCAACCCCUGGCGCCGUGUACCGCGCUGGCGGAUAGCAUCGCUGCGCUGUGCCCCCGGGCGCUGCGGGAACGGCAGCUUCAACAGAGGCAACACCACAAUCACGACGAGCAGCAGCAGCAACGCCCCAGAGGGGGAGCUGGCGGUGGCUUCAGAGGUGCCGGCCGUGGCCUGCGUCAACGGCUACGAGCAAUUCUGAGGAUUUGUUCGGCGGUUGUUGAGCGGCUGCAGCAGCCCGUUCUGGAAGUUGUUAUUGUGGCCGGCGGUGUCGCCCUCUACGUGGUGUCGUUCAGCUACGCGAUGGCUACGGCGCAGGGGGUGUUGGCUUGGUGGUACACGUGGCUCACCAAGUGGAGCGCGCAUGCGGGCACUUUGCGGGACUUCUCGUCGUGUUGGAGGGGGCUGAGGUCGACACGGGCGCGUCACAGGCGGCGCGGGUGCUUACUGGGGCUGGUGAAGGGGGAAGAGCGGAGGGGGAGGACACGAUGGCGGGAGGACGGCGGGUUCGGCAGCUGGUUGGCGGCUCAUUGUCGAGAGCUGCGGUUGGCGGUUGUGGAGAUGCGGUCGCAUGAGGGCCCCGUAGCGGGUAGCGGCAGCUGGGCUGGGGUGCAGGGUGUGGGCGCGUGGGUCGCGGCGGUGCAGGGGGCGCUUGCGGCCGUCUGUGGCAACGGUGGCGGUGAGGUGGCUGAAGGGCAAGGUGGGUUUAGCCCACGGCGCAGGUGUACGAGCAAGAGAACUCUACGCUGUCGGUCAAAAGGGAACUGGAACCGCGCAAACAUUAAGGAGGUAUCCGUUGUACCACAUGGCGAAAAUGGAAAGCAAAGUCAUAAUGUGCAGGAAAUGGUGAAAACUGGUGCAAGCUUAUCAGGUAUCGAUGUACAGUCCCUGUCCUGUCCCAUCUGCUGCGACCUGCUGCUGCUGCCGGUGGUGACACCCUGCGGACACGCCUACUGCCAAGACUGCUUCGAGGGCUACCGGGCGUCGCGCCGGAUUGAUGAUGAGAGUUCCUCCAUCUCCUCGCACUUGCACUGCCCCAUGUGCCGCCAUCCGCUGUCACAAAGCAAGGCCCUGGCACCCUGCAUCGCGCUGGCGGAUAGCAUCGCAGCGCUGUGCCCCCGGGCACUGAGGGAGCGGCAGCUUCAACAGAGGCAACAUGGGGAGCAUGGGGAGGUGGAACCUGCACAGAGGCUGAAUGGUGAAGGCGGUGGCGGUCCGGGCCUGCGGUUGCAGGAACUAUGGGCUUCGUGUGCAGCUUCUGUCCGGGAGGUGAGACAGCGGCUCAGGAGGGGCAUGCAGGACCUCCCAAAAGGAACUGUAGUUGCCUGCGGCGUGGCCAUGGGCACUGCCGUCGGGUUGGCGGUGGCCGUGCUGAACUCAUAUAAGAGUGAGAUCUGGAAGCCCUCGUUGAGACAACACCCUGUGAUUGGAGAUUACUUCCCGGAUAUAGAGGAUUUAGUGCAUGGAGUGACUAAUUAG
Molecule: messenger RNA, 2394 nt
Organism: Volvox carteri f. nagariensis
Lineage: Eukaryota; Viridiplantae; Chlorophyta; Chlorophyceae; Chlamydomonadales; Volvocaceae
Exons: 8
Coding region: 1-2394 (797 amino acids)
Biological process (GO): proteasome-mediated ubiquitin-dependent protein catabolic process
Molecular function (GO): ubiquitin protein ligase activity
Source: RefSeq, a predicted model, not a curated record